This is a messenger RNA of Brassica napus (rape), 6050 nucleotides long. RefSeq names its product pollen receptor-like kinase 2. Gene Ontology annotation, molecular function: protein kinase activity; ATP binding; protein binding. The transcript has 3 exons. Bases 3331 to 5271 code for a protein of 646 amino acids. Lineage: Eukaryota; Viridiplantae; Streptophyta; Magnoliopsida; Brassicales; Brassicaceae. Gene Ontology annotation, biological process: protein phosphorylation. The record is from RefSeq and is a predicted model, not a curated record.
UGCAUAGAAUAGAAUAGAUGAAUCAAUGGAGUUCCAAGCACAAAUCUCUCUAUGAUCUUCUCUCCUAAAACUCUCUGCUGAAAAUAAGAAUACAAAGGUGGCCAAAAUCUCUCUUGCCUCAUAACACUUAGGCAAGUAUAUAUCUAUUAGGUUAAAAACUCGUCAGGGGUAAUCUUGUAAUUUGGUGAAGUCUUGGGUUUAAAGUCGGCUGGAACCAAGUCGUGCUUCCGCGUCUCGACAUCAAGCGAUGGUACAGGAUUUACAUCGAUCGAUCUUAAUCUUCAAUCAUCGAGGCUUCUCUUCUGUAUCGAUCGACAACACUAGAUGUGCAUCGAUCGAUUGUGUCUUCUUCGUAUCGAUCUCUAUUGGUCAGGUCGGAUGAAUACUCAUUUAAGCUCCUAAAUGCUCCAUAAUAUUCACCUUACUCCAAGAUACUUCUGAACAUAAAAACAUACCUAAUAGGAUAUAAUAUAUAGUAUAUAGAUAGUAAAAUACUUAUAUACCAUGGGUGAAAAUGGGUCAAAUCCAUGGUAUAUCAGUUACGUAAGCUCAGAUCCUAACAAUUUGGUUCUACUCAGAGCAGAUCAGUUCAAGACAACUUCAGACCAUACUCAGCUCAUCUCAGAUAAGAUCUGUUCAGACAAAGAUCAAAUCUGUUCGGUUAAUCCAAUCAGUUCAUAAAGGCUUAGCUAACGGUUCUAUGAAACUAAUACAAACGGUUCUAUGAAACUAAUACAAUCAUAAGCCAAAUAAAACUGAACCGUACAAGAGCUUAGAUAACUAAUCCAGACAGGUUACGCAACCCAAAACACACGGUUCCAUUCUUAACAUGGAUGAAUCAAGAGGCUAAAGCUUAUCACAAGAACUCAUGGUUAGAUGAUCUCAGAUGGUGCUCUUCUCCAAUCUUAGCUCAAGGCUGAAUCGAUUAAAAAGAGAGAUCAAGGUUCGGUUCAUAUCAGAAACAGAACAAGAUCUAUGGUUUAUUCUGGAUAGCUCAUAUUCUUCUGCCCCACACGUUUUAGCUGUGGCCUCAGUUUGAAGAUUAAACCAGCAGAAAUUUUCUCUUGAUUUUUCUCUCUUUCUUUCUCUGAUUUUUCUCUCAAUCUCUCACAACUUUUCUCUGGUUUUCUUGCAGGUUAUGGACGACCAGAAGAGAGAAGAUGGUGUUUUAUAUCAUAAGGAGUUACUUCAGAUGUGGGUUUCAGUCAGCAUAAAGCAAGGCUGAGAAUGGACAGCUACCAUCCUACAUCAUCAUUUCUGUCCAAGUGAAGUAACUAAGCAGCUGAACCUUUCCUCCAAAUGAAGCAGGCUCCAAGCAGGUGUGCCUUGCACAUGACUGAUCAUUAAACAAGCAGGCAUGCAUGAAGGUGCAUGGCACAUGACCGAUCCAGCAAGCAAGCAAGCACACAAGCUGAUGAAACUCACGAGAUUGAUUUAAAUUAACAAGCAGCUGAAAUUAUUUCUAGCCAGUUCUCGACCAAACAUUUUCCCGUCCAUCGGAUCUCGUCUUGUUUUUAUAUAAACUCUUCCAGCUUAAAUAAAACUCGGCCACUAUAAUUAAAACUCGACCAGAGCUAUCAAGGAUAGUUAUUUCGGCAGCAAGAUAGUCCCGUCGAGACAUUAAUUUCACCGGGUCAAUUUUUAUUUUUAAUUAAGGUCGAAAAAACUCAAAACUGGUCGAGUGGGAUUUUUCUCGACCAAAAUCCUAUCCGCUCGUGAGGGUUUUUACAAUGCCUAUCCAUAUGUUGUAUACAUUCGGAAACUCACUUUUGCGAACUUUUAAAACAUGUAUAUUUUUUACACUAACCAUAUGUAUAUCAAUCUCAUAAUGUUCAAGUGUACACAAACUCAUAGUCUUUUUUACUUUCAUUGUGAAAAUCUGUGAGAUAUAUUAUAGACAAAAAUAUAUUGAGAAAACCCAAAAAAGAACUUUAACGGCAAAGCCGACCAAAAUUGUCAUGCAAUAGAUAACUAAUUUAAAAAGAAAAAUAGAAUCUUAACUUAGUUUAUGUUAAUAACAAAACACAAUAAAAAAAUUAAAAAAUCAAGGAAUUUUUAUUGUGUCUUAUGAACUUCAAAUAAAAAUAUUGAUUUUGAAAUUAUAAGAACAUCGUAGAUUAAAAACUUCUCUGUAAUUUUAUAAAUUUCUAUAAGAUUAAUUAUGUAUUGAUUAGGUCAUAUCUCUAGAAAAGUUAUACAAUAUUAAACUACAUAUAUAUUGUAAGUUUUAGAACAACCAUGUAAAUUCAAAUUUAUAAAACGAAGUAUAGUGACAUUUGGUAAAAAAACAAAUUCGUUGAUAGACGUGUUCCAAAAAAAAAUCACUCACAGAUUAAUCUACCUAAAACCAUAAAACGUUGUAACCCAUUUGUAGGAGAUGGAUUACAUCCCUCUAACAAGGCCCAUAAAUAUAGGAUUCGGUCGGUCUUGUUGGCCCGGAACAUCAGCUCGACUAAUCGGCUCCCGGCUAAAUGCUCGACUCGACUGUAGACCACUUUAUGCGCCUCGGGGGAGGAGGGGAGGAAAGACAGCUCAGCUUUGGGCCCGACCGCUCGUCUCACUAGCCCGAUCUGAAAAGGGUCAAGCCUAUUCUAACAAGACAGCCUAGGGCGAAUAGGAAGGAGGGUUUGUCUAUAUAAGGACGACACACUUGGCGGCUAGAAACUAGAGUUUUACUCAUUUGUAUUCUUGCCGACUUAUAAAUUCCUGGCCAGCUCUCCAAGCACCGGUUUAUUCUUCCAUUUGUUUCCUCAUUUGUAAACCGAACCUUUUUCCGAUCUAAUAAAACAUCUUCGAGCUAACCCAUCGACGAGUUAGGUCUUACCAUACGAGUCCGACCAAACUCGGUUCAAACCCCUUUGCAAAGAAGGUUAAGAAACUUUGAUAUGAUACACCAAAUUUUAUAAUUUAUAUGCUCGAAGGUCAUGAGAUGUUUUCCAAAGAAAAAGCAUUCUAAAAUUUGAAGCAAAUUAUUCUAACUGUAUAUAUUGUAAUAUUAGAAAAUAAAAGUGAGUGAAGUAUAAAGAGAAACAUAAAAUGAGGAAGGGAUCUAAAAUUCCACCACAAAAUUUUUAUGUGACUUUCUUUAAGACAAAGACAUCGUCAAAGCUAGAAAACACAAACCGUUUUUUAUAGACAACAAAUAUUUCUAGUGUUGUACGUCUAUUCUUAGUAUGCUUUGAUUCAGACCUCUCUUCUUCAUCAUUAUCUCAUUUUUCUUUCUCUGACAUUUCAUCCAUCUCAGGUUAUUUUUGUCUUUCUUCAUCUUCAAACAUUCCGUCCAUCUUCCCUGAGAGGGCGCGCCUUGUGUGUGCGUUCUCUACAACAGCCAUGGAAUCCACAUCUCUCAUCCUUGUUUCCAUUGUAUCACUCUUCUUCUUGGCUUCUGAUGGUUUAUCAGAAACAGAAUCUCUCUUAAAAUUCAAGAAAUCUCUUGUUAUUGGGGGAGCAAGUGGUUUGGAUAGUUGGGAUAGAAAGAAUCCACCAUGCAAGUGGUUUGGUAUCUUGUGUGAUCAAGGCUAUGUUUGGGGGCUACGUCUAGAGAAUAUUGAGCUUUCUGGCUCUCUAGACAUUGAGGCGUUGACAGGUUUGAAGUCUCUAAGGUCUCUAAGCUUCAUGAAUAACAAACUUAGAGGGCCAUUUCCGAAUUUCAAGAAACUUGGUGCCCUGAAAUCAAUUUACUUGUCAAACAAUCAAUUCGAUGUAACGAUACCAAAGGAUGCUUUUGUUGGGAUGGGGUGGCUGAAGAAAAUCCAUCUGGAACACAAUAAGUUCAACGGUGAAAUUCCAGUCUCUGUGGCCAAAAUUCCCAAGCUUUUGGAACUGAGACUUGAUGGGAACCAGUUCACCGGACAAAUACCAGAAUUCACACAUAAAUUAAACAUCUUAAAUUUUUCAAACAAUGCAUUAUCAGGUCCAAUCCCAAAUAUUCUCAGAACAAUGGAUCCAAAACUAUUUGAAGGCAAUAAAAAAUUAUGUGGUAAACCUUUGUUAACAGAGUGUUACUCUCCUUACAACCUUUCUGAAGAGCCUAAACCAAGUUCCAAGAAAAAAACAUCAAAGUUUUUGUACAUUGUAGCCGCGGUAGUAGCAGUGAUACUAGCAUUACUCAUUAUUACUGGACUAAUCAUCGUGCUUUGUCGGAGGCGAAGUUACAAGCAGCCACUAAUGUCAACAGAUUCUGGAACAUCAAGUUUACAGAAGAGAGCAGGAAUCCAAAAAGAUGAUAAGGGAAAAUAUUGCUGCCAUUCAAAAAAUCGUGUUGCAAAGAGGAUGAUUCAUACCACAAAAUUGUCAUUCUUGAGAGAUGACAAGGGAAAUUUUGACUUGCCAGAUUUGUUAAAAUCAUCUGCAGAGAUUAUGGGAAGCGGGUGUUUCGGAGCAUCAUAUAAGACAUUGCUUUCGAAUGGAUCGAUGAUGGUAGUGAAGAGGUUUAAACAUAUGGAUAGUGCAGGAAGUGAAGAGUUCCAAGACAAUAUGAAGAGAUUGGGGAGGCUAAACCAUGAGAAUUUGCUCCCAAUUGUAGCUUAUUACUAUAAGAAGGAGGAAAAACUUUUUGUUUCUGAUUUUAUUGACAACGGAAGCUUGGCUGAUACUCUCCAUGGUCAUAGAUCGUUGGAACAGCCAAACUUUGAUUGGCCAACAAGAUUGAAUAUAGUGAAAGGUGUCGGAAGGGGACUUCUGUACCUACAUAAAAACCUUCCUAGCCUAAUGGCACCUCAUGGCCAUCUUAAGUCAUCCAAUGUUCUUCUUAGUGAGAAUUUUGAGCCACUUCUUACAGAUUAUGGCUUGAUCCCAAUGAUCAAUGCAGAAAGUGCACAAGAGCUAAUGGUAGCUUACAAAUCUCCAGAGUACUUGAAGCAAAGCCGUGUGACCAAGAAAACUGAUGUAUGGGGAUUCGGUGUACUCAUCUUGGAGAUUUUAACAGGAAAGCUCCCUGAAAGUUUCCCACAAUCCGAUAAAGAAAGUGAAGAGGACAUCACAAGUUGGGUGAAGUCAAUUUUCAAAGGAGAAUGGACACAAGAAUUGUUUGAUCAAGAAAUGGGGAAAACAAAUAAUUGUGAAGGAGACAUUCUCAAACUCCUAAGGAUUGGACUGAGUUGUAGUGAAGUAGACGUGGAGAAAAGGUUAGAUAUAAAAGAAGUUGUCGAGAAGCUAGAAGAUUUAAUGAAAGAGCGAGAAGGAGACGACGACUUCUACUCAACUUAUGCGAGUGAGGCUGAUGGGAGGUCAUCAAGGGGAGUGUCAAGUGAAGGAAUUAACCUCUCAUGAAAUUAUAAAACAUCAAGUAAUAUUUUAGUGAUAAAGAUUUAAGUUUGAGAACAAAUUCUUGUGUUUCAAAAGCGUAAUUUUAUUGGUAUUCAUGAAUGACAACACCUCCACAUAUGGAAGCCCUUAAAACUUGAAAAUUAUUCAUUAUAUGCUCGUAUGUUGUUAUGUUAUUGUGGAAAUCUAUAUGAAAGAAAGAUGUAGGGAGUUUUUUUCCUUCAAAAAACAAUCAUAGAGAAACCUCAAAAGAACGUUAAUGAUGUAAUCCCAAGUUUUAAAUCACAUAGGACGUUUACUAAUGUAUUCUCAAAUCCUUUUUUUGAAUUUCCCUUCUACAUGGUUUUCCUCUUAUAAAUUUUCAAGACAAAUUCUACACAAUAUUUUUAUAUACAUUGCAGGAAGAUGGGCGUUAAACAACUUUUUAUCUAUACGAAAAAAUCAACAUUAAACUUUCAAUGUAUGCAAAAAGAACAUGUAAAAGAUCACGAUGAAGUAAUGUAGAAAAUAAAUCAAUAGACAAUAAGAUUAGAAAACACUAUUUGUUUUAUUAAAAAUCACAUAAAUAAUCUAUUAUUAAACUAGCUUAAUCUGUUUUUUUGUAACACAGCUUAAUCUGUUUUACACAAUUUGUUAUCUCUUUAUAAUUGUUACUGAAAUAUUCCUAAAAUAUCCAAGUUUUAUGACUUUGUCGCCUCAUAUGUCAAAUUUUGACUUAGUAUGAUGCCAAGAACUCUAACCAAGAGCUCUCUCUCUCUCUCUCUCUCUCACUCUCUCUCUCUCUC